Elgaria multicarinata webbii is the source of this 1604-nucleotide messenger RNA. Its product is annotated as cytochrome P450 2J4-like. The coding region runs from base 114 to 1604 and encodes 496 amino acids. Gene Ontology annotation, cellular component: intracellular membrane-bounded organelle; cytoplasm. The record is from RefSeq and is a predicted model, not a curated record. The transcript has 9 exons. Gene Ontology annotation, molecular function: oxidoreductase activity, acting on paired donors, with incorporation or reduction of molecular oxygen, reduced flavin or flavoprotein as one donor, and incorporation of one atom of oxygen; iron ion binding; heme binding. NCBI's taxonomy places the organism in Eukaryota, Metazoa, Chordata, Lepidosauria, Squamata, Anguidae. Gene Ontology annotation, biological process: xenobiotic metabolic process.
CUAUAUAGCAGGCGUCUGUGUGUCUGAAAAAGGUAAAAACCCAGUGGAGGAAUCAGACGUUCCACUUAGAUGAUCUAGAAACAGACAAAGACGGAGAACAGAAAGGCAGGAGAAUGAUGUUGACCUGGGAACUCUCACUGAUUCUACUAGCGGUUCUUCUGAUUCUGUGGUUCCUGAAACAGCUCUGGUCACGCAGGCACUUCCCCCCUGGGCCUCUUCCACUUCCCAUCAUUGGAAGCAUAUGGCGAACUGGGACCGGACUCGGUGAAGAUAUUCUCAUUAAGUUGGCUAAGCAAUAUGGAAACAUUUACACGAUAUGGAUAGGACAUUAUCCUAUAGUGAUACUGUCUGGAUACCAAGCCGUAAAAGAAGGUCUGAUCAAAUAUUCAGAAGAAUUCUCUGGACGACCAGUGACCAAUUUCUUUAAACAGACAUUAAAAAGAAAAGGUCUUGUGCUUUCAAACGGUCACACCUGGAAGCAGCAGAGAAAGUUUGGUGUAGUGACUAUGCGGAAGCUGGGACUGGGGAAGAAAGGCAUGGAGCAGCAAAUAAAAGAGGAAGCCCACUGGCUCGUGGACACUUUUGCACGUGCAAAAGGACAGCCACUUGAUCCUCUGUUACCUAUCAUGAAUGCUGUCUCCAGAGUGAUCUGCGUGUUGUCUUUUGGAUACCGACUUUCUCUUGAAGAUGAAAAGUUCCGGGAAAUUAUAGAAGCCGUUGAAUUUAUCCUAAAAUAUUGCACCACCGUUGUUCAUUUUCUUGGUGAACUGUUCCCAUGGUUGAUUAUGCGUCUCCCAGGGCCUCAGCACAAAGCCUUGUCCUUCACACAGCUGGUGCUGUCCUUUGCAAAGACAGAGGUAGCGAAGCAUAAGGAAUGUCAGACGCUACAUGAGCCACAGGAUUUCAUUGAUUUCUAUCUACUUCAAAUAGAGAAAAGCAAUGGUGACCCCACUUCUACCUAUAACGAAGAGAACCUGUCUGAAUGCAUUUUCGACCUCUUUGUGGCAGGCACAGAGACAACCGCUAUUACUCUGCAAUGGGCACUGCUCCUCAUGGUGGCUAAUCCAGAUAUUCAAGAUAAAGUCUACAAAGAGAUGGAAGACGUUUUGGGUCCCUCUCAUUCAAUCUGCUAUGAAGACCGGAAGAGGCUGCCCUACACCAAUGCUGUAAUCCAUGAGGUCCUGCGUGUAAAAUAUGCCUUACCAAUUGGGAUCCCCAGACGAUGUGUAAAAGAUGUGAACAUGCAUGGGUUCAUCAUUCCCAAGGGGACCUUCGUUAUUCCAGAUCUGCGCUCUGUACUUCUUGAUCCUAAGCAAUGGAGAAAACCCAGAGAGUUCAACCCCCAAAAUUUUUUGGACCAGGAUGGAAAUUUUAUGCCUAGAGAGGAUUUUUUGCCAUUUGGAGCAGGACAUCGGGUUUGCCUCGGGGAGCAGAUGGCGAAGAUGGAACUCUUCUUUUUCUUUACCAAACUGCUGAGGACAUUCAGGCUCCAGCUGCCAGAAGGCGUGACUGAAAAAGAAAUCAAUAAAGAACCGGUCAUGGGGCUGGCAUUCCAUCCCCACCCUUUUAAACUCUGUGCUAUUCCCCACUACGAUUCGUCGUAA